Otolemur garnettii (small-eared galago) is the source of this 1441-nucleotide messenger RNA. RefSeq names its product hydroxysteroid 17-beta dehydrogenase 1 (gene HSD17B1). The transcript has 6 exons. The record is from RefSeq and is a predicted model, not a curated record. Lineage: Eukaryota; Metazoa; Chordata; Mammalia; Primates; Galagidae. Gene Ontology annotation, cellular component: cytoplasm. Gene Ontology annotation, biological process: estrogen biosynthetic process. Gene Ontology annotation, molecular function: estradiol 17-beta-dehydrogenase [NAD(P)+] activity. Bases 479 to 1417 code for a protein of 312 amino acids.
AUGAAGUCACUGCCAGGAUGUUUGGGAGGACUCAGUCACAGCAUGGAAUAUGGUGUAGGGCCAGUUCUCUCUGCCCCUUGCCUCAGCUUCCCCAUUUUUAAUAUAACCCCUGACCUCUGAACUGAGAACCCUCUCAACAACAAACUUUGGUAACUUGAAUUGCCCCUGUGGGACAGAGGAAUACCUAGGGGAAGAUCUGCCUGCAGUACCACUCUGUGCAGUGCAAAGCCAGCAGCUGGGGCAGCUAGUCAGAAGCUUCAUUUCUGCUUUGACCCGGAGCAGGGUGGGGAGAGCAAGCCAAGGGAGGGCUCAGCCUUGAGAUUGGACUGAAGACACAACAAGGGGGUGGGUGCCCAGGCAGGCAGAGGUGGGGCAAAGCAGGAGAUAUCCAGCCCAGAGACCCAGGCAAUAGCCUCUCCCACUAGCCUCUCCCGGCACUAGUUUCUCCUCUCACUAGCCUCCCACCACACGUCUCCCCAUGAACCGCACCGUGGUGCUCAUCACUGGCUGUUCCUCGGGCAUUGGCCUGAACUUGGCAGUGCGUCUAGCCUCAGACCCAUCUGGGAGCUUCAAAGUGUACGCCACGCUCAGGGACCUGAAGGCGCAGGGCCCUCUGUGGGAGGCAGCCCGGGCCCGAGGGUGCCCUCCUGACUCCCUGGAGACGUUGCAGCUGGACGUGAGGGACUCAGAGUCUGUGGCCGCUGCCCGGGCACGCGUGAGAGAGGGGCGUGUGGACGUGCUGGUGUGUAACGCGGCCCGGGGCCUGCUGGGGCCGCUGGAGGCCCACUCCGAGGAUGCGAUGAUGUCGGUGCUGGACGUGAAUGUGGCCGGGACGGUGCGGACACUUCAAGCCUUCCUGCCAGACAUGAAGAGGCGCCGUUCCGGACGCGUUUUGGUGACUGGCAGCUUGGGAGGCUUAAUGGGGAUGCCCUUUAACGACGUUUAUUGCGCCACCAAGUUCGCGCUCGAAGGCUUAUUCGAGAGUCUGGCGGUUAUGCUGCCGCCCUUCGGCAUCCACGUGAGCCUCAUCGAGUGCGGCCCGGUGCACACCGCCUUCCAAGAGAAGCUGGAAGGGGGCCUGGGCGGGGCGCUGGACCGCGCGGACGUCCAGACCCGCUGCCUCUUCUCGCGCUACCUGGUCCACUGGGAGAACAUCUUCCGCGAGGAGGCUCAGGACCCGGAGGAGGUGACCGAGGUCUUCCUCACCGCGCUGCGCGCCCCGCAGCCGGCCCUGCGCUACUUCAGCACCAACAGGUUCCUGCCCCUUAUGCGGCUACGCCUGGACGACCCCAGCGGCUGCAGCUUCGUGGCCACCAUGCACCGAACUGUGUUCCCCGAUGAGCCCGCCGGGGCCGAGGCCGGGGCAGGAGGUCCGGAGGCACCUGAGUCCAGCACUCCUCCCGCAGCCCCACAAUAAAGGCAGUGUUCUCCCCUGUCUCCC